Linum trigynum is the source of this 8192-nucleotide messenger RNA. The record is from the annotation of a GenBank genome assembly. NCBI's taxonomy places the organism in Eukaryota, Viridiplantae, Streptophyta, Magnoliopsida, Malpighiales, Linaceae.
UCGUACUGAGACAAUGGUUAAAAUUGUGUAAAAAAGGAUUGUGUGAAAGUGUCUUAUUACCGUUUUAUGGUUGUAGGAUUUCGAGAAUACUUUAUAGCAAUCAAGUCAGCAAGCAAUCUCUGGAAAGUGGAGAGGGAAGGGAGAAAAUGACUUAAAGAAAUGAGUUCUUGUUCCAUUCAAUAACAUGAUACCAAAACUAUGAUAUUCUCUCCUAAAAUCUGGAAAAAAAAUUGUUCUUACUUAGAUUUAUUCCUCAAUCAUCAUGACUUAAGCUAAAAUGUGGAUGGAAGAUUCAAGGCAGGCUCUAGACUAAAAGGAGGAUGGAGGAUCUUGGUGUCUUUGGCUGUGUCACAGUCUUAGCUCGUCGAAUUUGAGCCUGAUAUUAUAAGUGAUUGACUAAUAUAUGGAUCAAAAUGGUUCUCGUUUUCUUAAACUUUUCCGUGCCACAAGUUACCGUCUAAACAUAGAUCUCUUUAUACCCCAAACCGAGUUUCAUUAUAUUUUGAUUGUGGCACACGGUUUGGCUUUUGUUCAACUUUUAUUUUACAGGAUCUAUGGUUUCACUUUGUUUAAUUCCUUUCUGCUUCAUGAUCUGGCUGACACCAUUACCCACCAACCAUGUUAUAUCAUGCCCUUACUUGCUUUUCCCAUUGAAAUCAAAUCACAAAUCCAGCUUAUGAGAGUAAAAUAGAGCCAAAGAAGGAAGGAAGGACGAAAGUGGGUGAAAGGUAGAAAAUCAAAGGCACAUGAAGAUUAUGAUGAUAAUGUGAGAGUGAUCAUGAAAACAAAAGAGAAAAGGUAGGCAGACGAUUAUUCCCCACCACCCCACGGACACGUCCACUAAAAGCAAAAGGGGAUCAUUUUAUAUGCUUCUCUGUUCUUCAAAUGUGGUCGAUACUCCAUGGAAGGGAUAAUGCAAAUCUUACUAGUCGAUAGAUUUUGGUGGGAGUUGUAUGGAUCCGAAUCGAUUCAGAAUCGAAUUUGAUGAAUGGAGGAGUGUUGAUUAUAUAAGUAUUUUCGUUUUGUAAAUGGGUCAAAAUCAUUGUGAUCACUUAUCGAUAUUAGUUGAUAACUCAUUAUAACAAACAACGGAUCGAACAAGGAUAGAUUAGAUAGUAGGGAUGAAAGUAACAUAUAAGUUAUUCAAGUGCAGGAGCAUAUAAAUAUAUAAUACUAGCUAGGUUUGAGUUCUUCCAUAAAUAUAUUAGGUUAAAUGGCGUCAAGCAUACAUCAUAUCUAUAAUAACCAAACCCUAGUACUAAAUCAAGAACUAAUUAUCCAGACUAAUUUUAAGAAAUCAUUCCACCUCCAUAACCACGAAUUACCAUUCAUAUCGUUUUAGCCAUAUUAAUCACCACGAGGCACCGAACAAAAAGGAGGGGAAAUUGCUAGGUAUUUCCCCCUAAAGGUGCAAACAAUAGAUAGCCCACAUUCUUUGAGGAAAGAUUGAAUGAAAUGGAACCAAGUUUUUUAUUCAAUUAUUUUCUUUUUGUCCUAAUCAAAUAUGCUGCUGCUGAUGAUGAUGAUAAUGACAAGGAAAUCAGUGUUUCUUCAGUCUCUGGCAUGACUCAUCUGGGUUCCACCUUAGUGACGUCGAGCAACUAUUUCCUUUUGAAACUUUCAAUAGUGGGAGAGAUGUCUAGAUCGUCCAUAUAAAUUUUAUGGGAUAUAUGUAAUAUUGACUGUUAUAUAUUCUUAUGGUCUCCUUAAGGAGCAUCACUAGGGAACUUAAACCUCAUAUCUAAUUAUACACGCCAAAGCUAGCAACUUCAAGGUCUCGGUCAAACAUGGUUGUUAAUAUUGUAUUGAAGAUGGAAACCCAGUUAGAUCACACACUAUAUAUCAUUUACAUGAUAUGACGUAGUUAAUAUAUGACUAAUAUGAUCGUCAUAAAAAAAAGAGUUUUACCAUUCACAUUAUGACUUCUUAUUAGCACAAUAUGCAACGGAGUAAAAAAUGUAAUGUAUAUCAUAUGUUCGACUUUGUCCACUUAGAAUAAUUGGAAAAAAAAAUUUGUGAAGAAUAAUGUCCAACCGAACAUUGCUCAAUCGAUGGAGAAGCUACAAACUGGUUUUAAUUAGGAGAGUAAUGUACUGACAAACUGGGCAUUACUCGAACCAUUGCCUUCCAUUCCGUCCCAAUUGGUACAUCGAUCUAUUUAUUACACUGCAAGAAAAAAGACACCCAUAAUUAAAAAUCUCUAGACCUCAAAUUGACAUCCUCAAAAUCAUCAUCUUAUUGCUGAUGAUAUCACUAAACCAAUGAGCCAUUAGUAUUCAUUCCAUUCAACACACAAGUAGCUAGCUAGUAGAAGAAUUUUCUUCCUAGGGGCCUAUUUGCUAACCUUAUAAAGGCUAAGUCUUAUGUGGAAAUCACUUAAGAUGAUGAUCUCAAUCCCCAUUGCUUUCUAACCAUUAACUUUUUUUUUGGUUUCACAAUUCCCCUCCGCACCUCUUUUGGAAUAAUUCCCAUCCCUCUUUUCAGUAAAACAGUUGAAGAUAAGGGGAAGUGGGUGUGCCUUUAGCUAAUUGUAAUUAACUAGUUAAACCAAAGAGAAAGCACCAAUAUAAUAGAUUCUCCUUUUCUCUUCGUUCUCUUUCAAUUGCUUCUUUACAACCAUCAUUCCUCAUUCUCCAUUCUCAUUCAUUCUUUUCCGUUUGAACCCAAGAUGUGGGUAGCCACCAAGAUUUAGCUUUCACGAGAGAGAGAGGAAAACGGAGAGAAUCGAAAUAGUAAGAUACAAAGAUUGAUACGGUAUGCUCUACGGUUUAUUUUGACAAUCCAUCAACGAAUAAAAAAGUACCAACAAAUAUGUCAGAUACAUGGUUUCUGCUGUGCAACAAAUUAUUACUAUGCUAUGUCUUGAUUAUCAUAAGAUAUAUAUAUGUCAUACCAACGAGCAUCCAACUUUAUAAAUUCCUCAUCAUCAACUUGUUAAUCAAAUAUUUUUUGCAUGUGACUUAUUAUAUUAUGGAGAGGUUGCUUUUUGGAAUGGGGAGGGGUCAGCUAUGGGUUGGUCGGUAUGGGUCGACCCGACACACUGGUUUAGGCGCGGGAAAUCUCCCACAGAACAGAAGAACCACCCCUUAUAUUCUCCAAAAUAACGGUUCUGCCACUAGAGAAGCCCGAAACCGCGUCACUCGAGAUCCAGGUGGGGGAAACCGCGGCCCAUGGUUUCUUCCCGGCCCGUUCGUUAGUAAGUAAACGGUAGUCAGUGACGUUUUUUUUGGGUAUUGCGGGUCCCUUUCCCCGCGGCUUUCCUUCUCAUAGCUCGUGCAUGUGUUUUUUGACCUCGUUUUCAUAGUUAGUAAGUUCGAGCUCAACCUUCCAAAGUUCCACGUGAAAUGAAAUCGUAUUGAUCGUAUCUCAACCUCUCUCGAUAAAUCGAGUGAGUGAAACCAGUUGAUCCCAAUAACUCGAGUUGUUGGGGGAGGUUCAAUCGUGGAUCAUAUACUAACACGCCCCCUCAAACGAAAGCCACUCACAACUCACAAGGACUCGAAGUUUGCACAGGUCUUAAUACCAUGUGAUAUAACAAAUGGGGGCUAUCGGGAAUCGAACACAAGACCUCUCGGUCACAGAAGGCUCUGAUACCAUGUCAAGAACUAGUUGAUCCCAAUAACUCGAGUUGUUGGGAGAGGUUCAAUCGUGGAUGAUAUACCACACACUAACACAUUGUGCAUAAGAUAUUGAUACAACUUUCUCAAUUCGGUAUAUAACUCGUUACAUUUAUGUCUAACCGAUUGUCUCGGUGUAGGUAUAUAUCAUUUGUGUUUUAGCAUACUAUUAGUAUAAUAAUUAGUUGCUGGAAUUUUAUGAUUUAGGGGCUAUAGUGAACAUGUUUGAUAAGAUGUGACUGUGGUAGUGGAUAUGAAGAUUUUGUCAUUGAUUACAUCUUGCUUAGCUAAUAACUAGAAGGGGAAAAAAUGUCAAAUACUAUAUAGAAAUCAUUGUUUCAAUUGAAUAUAUAGUAUUAGAUGAAUCAUGUUAUAAUCAUUGAUUUUGGUCUGCUUAGUUUAUUUGUAAGCUUGUGAAGUUGGGUUGUUAGGAUAAUAUAAACUAAUUAUGUAUUAUAGGAUUGGAUUUUUAGGAAGAAAAAUCAACAGCAUGGUCUUCUUUUAUUCUAAACACUUAUGGGGAUGAUAUUGGGUGGUUGGGCAGUGGGCGUGCAUGCCUCAAAUACUUUUGUAACCCAAUUCAAUUGACGGCGAGAAAUGUCGCACCUCAAUAAAUCAAAUUAUGAGUAGUAUGUUAAAAGACGAACCUCAUAUUAUUUUGUUAUACGUAUUGUUCAAUUGAAACUCAAUAUACAAAGUCACAAACUCAUAACUAGCUGAUUUGAUAGACUCUUCAUGCUAUAUAAUUGAAUCGAUUGUUAAUAUUAUGAGUCAUUAACAUUGGCACGUUGUUAAUAGUAUGACAAUUUAAAAAUACUGAAUGGAAUUUUGGACAUUUUUAACAAUAAAGAAAACCAUAGAAUUUCCGAGUGAAAAAAAUGUAACAGUAAUGCUGCCGUACACGGUGACGGUAAAACGUUUGUUUUUAUUCCCCGCGCCAAGUUCUAGAAUUGAAAGCGCCAAAAGAAAAAUCCCCGCACACGUUGCGAUGGCAGCAAGCGUAAAUCCUUCGGUCGUCCAGGGGCAUUUGCCGCUAACCAGAGAUGGCGAGUAUUGUUAAAUAACCAACCCAGCCUCCAUUAAAAUACUCUGGUAGAAGCAAGCAAACCUGGAGUCCCGAAUGAAUUGACAGAGUAAUUGAAUGAAUUGAGAAAGAAAAGCUAGAAAGCAAGUAACUAGAAGACGCAAAAGCCGACACUCCGCUGUUAGCUUGACUCGAGAAGAGGAGAAUUAUCUGUACCAGAGAGACAGCCCAUCCUGCGGAGAAUUUAGGUGAGGAAGUGGAGCCACUGCUCGUCAUUUUGCAAUUUCUCAUCUGGGUUUUGCUUUACUCGGCUUAGAUUGUCUUCAAAUCCUGUUUCUUGUCUGGUUCCCAUUGUGAUUCUGUGUUCAAGUUCGUUUCUUUGUGAUGGGUUGAAGGAGUUUUGAGAUGGGUUUUGGUUGGGAGUUUUGGGGUUCAUGAGAUUGAAUCGAAAGUCUAGUGUUUUCUUCCUUUAACGCGUUGUUGCAGUUGCUUUCUGGGUUCUGAUUUUUGGAACUCAGAAAUUGAUUUUUUUCUGAGAAUGACCUCUGACUAGAACUCAUCGAGAGCAGAUUUUGUCCUUCAACCUUUCCUUUUCUGUUUCUUCUAGUGCGGUUUACAUUUCCUCCGUCCAGCUUUUGUAGAUUACUUUAGUGAAUUCUGAAGAUUUCAGAUUUUGGUUCUACCCAUCCCUUUGCUAUUUACCUAAGUUGCUUUCAUUUAAGCAAGUAAGGUAAAAUCUUCCCCAAUUUCUGGAUCCAUGAUUAGGUGGCUUCAUUCCUGUCCUUAUCUGCCAAGAAUUCUGGUGCGUACGGUUGUUUGAUUGAUAGCAUAGCUGCAUAGGCUUAUCCCUUUUGCUUAUGUGUGGUUAAUGUUUAAGUUUAGUAAUCUGGUGUCCUGAAAUACAGUGGUGUUUUAGGAAAUGAUUGGUUUUUGAAGUCCUGUGAAUCAUGUUUGAAUCAGAAAUCGUUUUCUCGCCUUGAUGUUGAGUUAGGGUGACUCCGUGUGAAGAUACGAUGGCUUAGUGAACCACACUGGCUAUUUUGAUUCGUAUUUUCCUUCAUUGUUGAUCAUGGUUCAUCAAUUCAUUAGAAAUCAAUCAUUUCCACCCGUAAACUUAGACCUUGUUGUUAAUGGUUGCCUGUUUUGGAUUGACCAGCUUUAUGGUCAAUUGCUUUGCUGGUGACCAUCAUCAGCAAGCAUAUCUUGUUUUUGUAAAUCUUUUGUUCACUGUUUGUUUGACAAUUCGAGAAGAAUUUUGGGGGGAAAUUUCUUGGGUCCAGCAUCCAUUAAUCCAUAUACUGUUUGUUAGCCAAUUGAAAUAUGACCCUAGUGGUUUUAUCCAGCUUUGUUUCUUCCAUCUAUCCUGGUCAAAUGUGUCUUCUGCAUCACGUGCUUUGCAAUCUGUUUGUAUCAAAUGUUCAUGCUGUAUACCUAGUCUUACGAAUUCUCUCUUCUUGCAGACAUCGAAGAAGCCCCUUCCAAUUCACCCCCUAGAGAGAGCCACUGGUGCUGCCUGGUGAUUUUGCUCAAAAGAGGCUCAUUGCUUGCCUGAGUUUUUCAAGUCAUUCCGUGCAUUCCUUUUAAGAUGACAACAUCACAGAAGCAUCGAAGAGGCUCAGCAGCCAUCCAUGGCUUUUACCACCAACCCACAAAAGACACCGACCCGGACAGUCUCUCUCGGAUCCAACUCCUUGACGAGAGCAUGUUCUCGGUUGACACAAUUCAAGGCUCCACCAUUUCCUUCCAAACCUACAAAGAUGAAGAAUACUUCACCCUCGAAUCAUCCCCAGCAACCACCAUCAGUAACUUCUUCGUCUAUGAUUCACCAGCUGCGAGUGUCUCCUCUGGCAGCAGAAGCCCUAUCUCCCCACAAGCCUCACAUUCUUGCCUCACUGAUCCUCGCCAUUCUCCUGAUAAUACUUAUGGCUCUCCUGUGAGUGGAUCAUCCUCUGCUGACGAAGACCAUUUCCUCCGUCAGAAGCUUCGCGAGAUGGAGAUGUCACUAAUGGCUCCCGAAUCUGAAGCCACAGACAGCUGCAACUUCUGCUUCGCCGGUGCCACCCACCACCAAGCUGACUCAUCUUUUGCCACCUCGAUGAUCCCCAAGCUAGACAUCAAGCAAGUCUUGGUAGCAUGUGCUCAAGCAGUUGACAUAGUCGACAUCAACAGAGCAGCAGGGCUAAUGCAUGUCUUGGACCAAAUGGUAUCGGUCUCCGGAGACCCAAUUCAACGAGUUGGCGCUUACAUGCUUGAAGGCCUUCGAGCGAGAUUAGAGCUCUCAGGAAGCAAAAUCUACCGAGCAUUGAAAUGUGAUUCUCCCAUAAGUUCGGAUCUCAUGUCAUACAUGGGGAUACUCUAUCAGAUUUGCCCCUACUACAAGUUCGCCUACGCGUCAGCCAAUGCAGUCAUUCGAGAAGCAAUCCAGUACGAGCCGAGAAUCCACAUCAUCGACUUCCAGAUAGCUCAGGGAAGUCAGUGGAUCCCAAUCAUCCAGUGGCUAUCACAACGUCCAGGUGGGCCGCCAGUACUUCAUAUAACCGGAGUCGAUGAUUCUCAAUCAGCUUAUGCUCGUGGAGGCGGGCUGCACAUAGUUGGCCAGAGGCUCUCCCAGCUUGCAGCCUCACUCAACGUGCAGUUCGAGUUCCAUGACACAGCAAUGACGGGUUGUGAAGUCCAUCGGGAGCAUCUGAUGGUCCAACCAGGUGAAGCAGUGGUGGUCAGCUUCCCGUACAUCCUCCACCACAUGCCAGAUGAGAGUGUCGACACGUGGAACCACAGGGACAGACUCCUCCGACUAGUGAAGAGCCUCUCUCCUGUGGUUGUAACUUUGGUUGAGCAGGAGUCGAACACAAACACGACUCCCUUCCACCUCAGGUUCCACGAGACACUGGACUACUACACAGCCAUGUUUGAGUCGACUGACGUGGCUCGACCGAGAAACGACAAGGAGAGGAUCAACGCCGAGCAGCAUUGCGUUGCCAGAGAUAUUGUGAACAUGAUUGCCUGCGAGGGUAGCGAGAGGGUGGAAAGGCACGAGCUUUUGGGGAAGUGGAGGUCGCGGUUUCAGAUGGCCGGAUUCCAGCAGUGUGGGUUGAGUCCUGCGGUGAGUGGUGCAGUGAGAGAGGUGCUGCAGGAGUAUGAUAGGAAGUUUAGGGUUGAGGAGAGGAAUGGUGGGUUGUAUCUUUACUGGGCAAGAAGAGCUAUGGCCACUUGUUCAGCUUGGAGGUGAACGAUGAGGAUACCCCAUUACAAUUAGGUGAUGAAAAAAUGAUGGCAUCUGUAAAUUCUUUUUGGUCAAGGUGUUUUCGUUGUCUGUUUUUUAAAGGGUAAUGAAAUGAGAUUAGCCUGUUGUGUUUUCCUGAUGCAGAAAAUGUAUGUUGAGACGGAAUGUUUCGACCUUGAUUGGCCAUUUUUACAGAUUCUGGUCCUGGUUCUGCAAGGAACAAUCGGUUUCAUUUCCUUUUCACCAUCACCCAUAGUGAGACUUGUGUACUGAGAACAAACAAAUACAGGGACCAUAUUGAACCUACGCAUAAAUUCAGUGAUCAUCA